This is a messenger RNA of Gadus chalcogrammus (walleye pollock), 939 nucleotides long. RefSeq lists its product as uncharacterized. The transcript has 2 exons. Bases 131 to 901 code for a protein of 256 amino acids. The record is from RefSeq and is a predicted model, not a curated record. Lineage: Eukaryota; Metazoa; Chordata; Actinopteri; Gadiformes; Gadidae.
GGCCGCAGCGCGAGGCCGGGACGGGGCUGCACCGCCGGCCGGCGCGGACGUGGGGACGGGUCGGCCCUGUUUGCUGGCGACCUGCUGGGCGCAGGGAACAUCGGGUAGUCCGACCAUCCCGGCGCGGGUGAUGAACCAGGACACGCAGGCCCUCCUGGACACCGGCAGUGCGGUUACCCUCCUUCGCCCCGACCUGGCGGGUGGGAAGGCAGGGGAGCCUAUGGAGGUGGCCUGCGUCCACGGGGACACCCGGACCUACCCCACGUGUCACGUGGUUGUCCGCACCACACACGGUGUGUUUACGAUCCGGGCGGGUAUUGUCCCCCACCUACCGGUCCCCGUGGUAAUCGGGAGGGACUGUCCGAUUUUCCGCCGGGGUUGGGACCCGGUACUAGAGUCCCGGGGCAGGAGGGAAGCGGUUGCCGUCGCGGCGAGGGAAGCGGUUGCCGCCGCGGCGAGGGAAGCGGUUGCCGUCGCGGCGAGGGAUGCGGCCGGCGCCGCUGCGAGAGGGACGCAGCCGGCGCCGCAGGAGACACCCGACCCCGGCGAGAUACCAUCCAGGGGGGGUCCCUCGGCUACCUGGGGCUUGGGCAAAGGGUGGAGGAGUGUGGCAUCCCGCCACGGAAGCCUCGGCCUGGACAGGCCCGGGGUACCGUGGAGGACGGGGUGUACCACCCCCACCCACCAGCCGGCGAUGGAGAGCAGCCCAUUCGGCUCCCCAAUCAGGGUGAUUGGGGGACACCUGGCCGAAAGUGUAGGGGCCAUCUUAAAAGGAGGACCAGCCCAGCACAGCACGGGUCGGGAGCAGAAAGGAAGGGCUCGACGCACGAGAGAGCAGCUAGAGGCCCACGGAGGCCCUAGAGACCGCGUCUCCUUCUUUGGGGUGAUGGUUUCAAGUUGACUGUUAAUAAAUGCCCACAAUGGCUUUAACCUUCACCA